Molecule: messenger RNA, 14822 nt
Organism: Porites evermanni
Lineage: Eukaryota; Metazoa; Cnidaria; Anthozoa; Scleractinia; Poritidae
Source: the annotation of a GenBank genome assembly
AGCGAGUACUGCUGAAUUUAAUGAAACAUCCUUCCAGUCCAAUAUUGAAUCCCUGAGAAACGAUUUGAUUUAAAAUCCGCGUUCCUUUUCACCGUGAUGCCCUCGGAAGGGUUGAUUCGUGUUUGAGGAGGAUUAGAAAUGUAAGUAGUUGAAACAACCGUGACAUGUACUUAACUUUUCAAUCAAAAUGGGCUCGCAGGUGAAAUUGACAUGCUUCACACAUUUAAGAACCUUUCGUCCAAUCAGAUAACGCCUAACUACGCCUCAUGCUGAUUUCGCCAAUCACGUUUCACAAAGCAGGCAUCUGUUCUGGGUUUGUUCAGUUUUCUCUUGUCUCCCUUGCUCAUCUAAACAGGCAAAUAGUGCGGUUUAUGCAUUGAGCUGACGGAAAGAGCAUUUUCUCGACCGGGGCUAAACACUUGUUGGCCAGCCGACGAUGAUUUAGCGUUGAUUUACGGGAUUUUUUCCUUCUCGUCAAAAGUGGUCCGUUCUAUUUGUAAACGCGUGCAUGUCGCUCUGAAAUCGGCUGAUUUGACUCUGCAAAUAUCCGUUCAUCUCAAAUUAAAUGGUUAAAUGGUCGUCUUGUUGUAGAGGUAAGCUGCUUUGUCUUAGUUUACUCCCAUUUUCUUGGCCAGACGUGUUUCUCUAAGUUUAUCGCUUUUGCCGCGUGCUCACUCUGGCGUAGACAAGAUUUUCAUCUCGACAAGGACGUUUCAACGGUUGAAGUGUAAUCGUUCUUGAGACAAUAAUCGUCCACAUCUCUCAUGUUAAUAAUAUAUUAUAUUUACAACACAUGUGAAAACAGAACAGCGUCAUUAUAUGCGAAUUUUCUCCCUGAAUUUAGAAAGCUUUCGUUCCGGGGCACCGUUAACAGUAAGUUUCUGUGGGAGGAUUAGGUCGCUUGUUUGUUCAUGUUUUUGUAGAGUUUUUCAAACACGAUACAAGGGAAAAUAUAAAUCGCUUGGUUAGUAUGUUUACUUUGCUGUUUUGAAAAGAAAUAAGUUACCUACAACAGCGAAAGUAGAAAAAGGCAAAGCUUGUAUUUUCAAAAGGCGUUUUGUGGUACAAGCUGUGUAGCUUGUUUAGCAGGCCAUUUCGGGUGGAAAAUUGUUCAGUUUGAGGCGGUGAAUGCUCUGUAGAUCGUUGUCUUUAUAAUCGUCUUUAAACAAUAGAUUUUAGAAUGUGUCACAAGAGUCGUCGCCUCUUCACGAUACCAAGGAUCUUUGUUGCCUUUUAUCGUUCGUGUAGAGUUUUGUCUGAUUGGUAAAGUUGAAAAUGUUUUAUUUUCGAUUCUCGCUUCAGUGCAGUCCGCAACUGAAAAUGGUGGAACCGUCAAUUGGUUUCUAAUGUGGUUUCUUUGGUGUCAUUCAGAUAAUACACAGAAUUUAUUCAAGCGGAAACCGCAAGUACUCAACUUUGGUGAUUCCUAAAAUCUCAGUGACGAAAGCGAUCUUCUGGAGAGUGUCAGAGUUUAUGGAGUUGACUUGACUGUGGAUCCUCAGUAUUAACAGUUUUGCAGGUAAAUAGAUUUGCGUAUUGGCAGAUUUAAAAUUUCCUGUCGCGCGAGCGUGUCUAUUGUGAAGGUUAAUUGUCUGAAUAAAUUACGAAUUACAUUAAAAGGUGUUAUGAGAGAGGUGUUGAAAGAUGCGUACAGCGCUCAGCAGCAGAGGGAAGGCGAGUUGUUGAACUGCAAUCUUCCUAGUCUUUUUCUUAUCGUGUAGACAUUCGUUUUGUUACAGAUCAACUCGGCCAGGGGGAACACAGAUUGUAUUGGUACUCGCCACGGCAAGCAAGACAGUUUAUUCAGCGGUCGUCCGGGUGAACCAAGAUCUACUUCACCAGACAAGCACUUUUAAAAAUACCGGUGACAAAUGGCUAUGGGUGGGAAGGGUGAAAGUUCUUCGGAGUGCAAAAGCGUGACAAGUUCUGGCCGUGCACUGUCUCAAGACGAAAAGCGUGCAGAGUUCAAAGGAAGAAAACAGAGCGGUGGGAAAUCGGCAAACGUCGAGAAAAAACCUGAUGGAACCGACUCAACAAAGCUGACAUAUACUUCCGAAGAAGAUAUUUACUACGAACCCGGCGGUAGGUGAAACUGUUCAUAGACUCUUUGAAAUGUCAAAUACCGUUCGUUUUCAAGACGAUAUAGAUUGUUUGUGCUAUUAGAAUAAUUACCUGUAAUUAAUAUAACACACGAAACGAAAGAAAAACGAAUGCUUUGAACUCUGAAAUCGAAUAGUUAAUAUUUUGGCGCAAAGAAUUUCGAACGCUUGAACUUUUAGAAACUGAAACGCGAGGAAAAUGCGUGAUCGUCUGUCUCGUUUUUGUUUUUUGUUCAUAUUAAAGUUAUAUCGAUUCUGUGGUCUGACGCGAACAAUGUUCUUUCAGCUAAACAAUGUGGUCUCUGGUUCGUGUAAAUUGUAAAUUUGCAUUUCACAUGUUUACUUUAUGUCGUUAAAGUCAUUAUUCAAACGAAUAUUUUACACAAAAUAAAGUUCUAUUUUCCCCGAGGGAUGCCCAGAUUAUUACCAACAAGCGAAGUAAAAAGACUGAAAAUUCUUCCGCUCAAUUUGCGGUAUUUUUGGCGUAAUGCUUGCAAAACGGCGGGGAGCAAACAGAACACAACAUCAAAACAAAUACACGACGUGGGUAUCUUAACUUGACGAGUUGUGUAUUUCAUGUGCCAUACGCCUUAGAAUAAUCCAAUUAAUCCGCUUUCCUUUGACAGAUUGCGUGUAUAUUGAUAGCCAAAGACCUGAUGUUCCCUACUUUAUUUGCGCCAUCAAGGAAUUUCGCAUGGUACGUCUAUUGAAGAAAUUUGAUAUUAUCGUUAGCUUUUUCUUUUGCCAUGUUUUGUUUUGCCUGUGCAUACAGUUUUCGGGUGGCUUAUUUUUUAUUUGUUCUCUGGCUUAAAUACCCUAUAUUUUGACACUCCCUGACGAGAUAAAAAUUAUCGUUGGUAAAAUGUUUCGAUUUCUUCUUGUAUUUUUUGUCAAGGCAUUGAUCGAAAGGAGAUGUUUUUUCUUUUUGUGUACAGUGAAAUUUACAGUUUUUCCUCUUAAUAUUUUACAGUUAAGUUGUUAUGAAUACGAUCAUAAAACCUAACAUUCAAGGUAUUCGAGCCUAUGAAUUUCAAUUAUUUUCCACGAAACAAACUUGAUUUAAAGAAAUGUGUUAUCACAAAGGUCUUAUCCAUCAUAAAAAAAUAUAUUUUGCUUGGCAUUUGUCAUGUUACAAGGACACGCUUUUAAAACUUAGUUUUCUAUUUAUUUUUAAAAGCCCACAGCUGUCACUUUAUUUUGAUUUUAUUAACGUAAUUUAUGUUCCAAAACGUUUAUGUAAAAAAAGAAAUAAAGUUUGUGGCUUUGUGACUCAAAAAUAAGCAGAUUUUAAAUUAAAAUGAAGAAAUUCCAAUUUUUUAAUUUAGUUAGCAAAUCUCCUCAUCUUGCUGUGAGCUCUCUUAUCACGCAGAAACAUAAACAUACUUGUCAAUAAACUUUGAUCUAUGGAAACACAUAACUCUCCUUAAUAUGUAAAUAUCUGGUGCAGAGAAUAAAAUGUUCCAGGAAAUGAUGUACACAAUUUAGGAUUUACAAGUAAGGCUUUUUGGAAAAACAAAGUAUGAAAAAAAUCUAAUACUACUUACUUAUACCUUGUCAUGUUUUCUGCUUUUUUAAAUACUUUUUUGUAAGUCUUUUAUAUUUUAAAAUAUAUGUAGAACAAACAGGUACAUAUUUUUCUUUGUAAUGUUAUGUGCACAGUUAAUGAUACAAAAUUAUGUUUUUAAACAGCAUUAAGAAGAAAUUCUCCUGUUAAAAUUUGAUGUUGUACUUUAGUAUGUAUGAUUAAUAUAUUAUACCUUUUAAGAUGGGUUUAUGGUUAUUACAUAGCUACAAGAAUGGCAUCACUUUCACAUUAAUCUUCAAAAAUUUCUGAUUAUUGAUUCUCGCCGAAUUUAAGGGAUAUUUUAGUUGGAUAUUGCCUAUGUUUUGAUAACCUUUUUCUUCAAGUUUUGUGUGAUUGCUUGCAGAGUAAACGCGAUUCACUGGUAGUGGUUGUGAGGUGGUAUUACCGUCCAUCAGAAGUUCCUGAGUCAGUUUAUCAACUACUUGUUCAGGACAGGAAUGCAGAAAAUGGUGUGUUGCCUUAUAUUUUAAACAGCACAAAUAUCCUAAUAACUUUUUGUUUAUCCUUUUUCCACAGGUAGACACUGAAACUUGACCUUCAUGUUUAUACAACCCAAAUUUUCAAACAAUUUCCAUAUUUCUAUGUUUGAAAUGUAGGGCUGUCAUUAGCAGCCAGUAGCUGGCUUUCAUACAUCAACAGUUGUUAGUUGUUAGUGGUUGUUAGCUUAUUAAUUUUGUUAGCUUAUUAAUUUGUGAAAUGUGACGAAAUAACAUUGUAGCUUUUGCUUUGUGCUGCCAUAGAAACAAAAACAGCUGAAAAGUUGAUCUGUUUUCUCUUAGGAUCUGGCGAUCACAUUUUGGAGGAUGUCGCAGUAAAGGAGCGGGAAUUGUUUAUUUCUGAUGCAACAGACGUGUAUCCAGCCUCUGCCUUAAGGUGAGGUGGUAUUUUACAUGCCAAGACUCUGCUUAACCAGAUGGAUUGGCUGAAAUUUGUUUUGUGGACAGCUUUAUUGAUGAAGUAGAUGGCUGAUUUUGACAUCUUUGACUCAAGUGUCAGAUAAGCUACCCAGCAAUGUAGCCAAUAAAAAAAUAUGCUUAAUGGUGGUGAUUUUCACAUGCUGCCAGCUAUUUUUGACAGUCCUGUCAACAAGCAUCUGGUUGUCCCUAGCAAUGUACUACUGACUAUCAGUUUGGGCAACAAGACAGUCAACGUAUGAGAUCUUCAAUGAAUUUAGGGUUUUAUGGCCCUCCACAGAUUUUACUACGGCACAGCGUUACACAUAGAUGUGUAGCUCAGCAUAGCUUUAUACUCAUCAAAUAAAUUUAUUGGCAUUGUCUCCCUGUCUUUAUUUUUUACCCUAAAACAAAGAAGGUAUUACUUUGAUUGUAUAUUUUUAAAGAAAAGAAGUUUUUCAAGAUUGGCUGAGUUGCUAGGCAGAGGAGCAGAUCUUUGAUUGUAGCAUUCAAAACAGACAAAAUUUUUUCCUUAUUGUAUUAUUAGUAUGUCUAGGCCAAACAAUUCUAUAUGUGGAAAAAGAUUUUCCUUCCAGAAAUGAAACCUUCAAAAUAAAAUGAAUGAAAAAUCUGCAAAAAUUUACAUAACACUGUACAUGAAGUCUUUGUAAAUUCAGUGUGGGCUUGAGUUUUCUUAGGUCUUGAAUGCUUGCAUGUGGAAUAAAGUUGGUUGUGAUACUAGCCCCUAUUGGUGUAUACUUUGUACAGUGUACCAACUAGGCUUAAUUAUUCUCAGGUUAGGCCACUAUUCAACCUAUUAGGAUAAGUUUAGUUUUCUGACGUGAUCAACCCUGGUAACUUAGGUUGAAUAGUUUUUUAAAAUGAGACAGGAUUUUAACUGUAAUGUAUAAAGGUUUUUUCUCUGAUGUUGCCAAAUUAUUGUUUAAUAGUGACCUAAAAGUUAGAUAUAAUGUAAAUUGAAUUUAGACUUCUUUGUGUUUUAGGGGAAAGUGCAAAGUGAAGCCAUUUGUGGAAAUUGACUCAGUGAAGGGAUACAUACAGAAAGAUGACGCAUUCUUUUAUGUACUUGGUUACAAUCCAGAGACAAGGUAUUGUGUGGAUGAAAAUGGGUGCUUGCUCAGUUUGAAGUAACAUGCUAAAAUAUGACUUUUUAAAGUGGAAUUAAUAUGAAUGGUCAUGCUUUAACAUUCCAUUUACUGUGCAGCUUACACCUUAUUUUAAGUAUUAUAACCAUUGGAAAGUAUUGCCCAGCAUUCUUUAGAGCCUCUGUAUGGAUAUUUGGAGAUGAAGUUGAAGUUGCAACAAUCACUAUUGAUGCAGUGAUCAUUGAUCAAAUUGCCAUUCCAAUCAAGUUUGACAAUGUCAGUUGUGCAAUGACAGCAUAGAAAUCUUCACAUUCAGAGUUUUUGUUUUGCUUACUAAACCUGUUGCUUUUUUAAACUUUCUUGUUUCAUCAUUGUUGUGGUUGCACUGAGCUCACUAGUAGCAGUACCGUGCAAAACAAUUCUUGAUAUGCGAUGAUUUUUUCUGAAAAAUGGAUGAUUUGACAGAAAACGCACAAUAAAAUCAGCAUGUGUAGGUGCCCAUACAGAGGUUCUUUAUUUCAUUCGUCACACUUAAGGAAGUUUUUUUGCAAAGACUCAAAAGCUAGAAUGACUUUGUACAACACAGUAAACUGUAUAACAGCGGUUUUCACGUGAAUGGAUUGACUCCCCUUAGAAUCUCAUCCACACCCAUAAGCUACGUUCCCAUCCCCAGAGCUGUGAUCUGUUUGGCCAGUGCUAAACAUCAUCAUCAUCAUGACCUGUUGGUGAUUGCUUCAAUUUUUGCUGAUUAAUUUUUUUUCAGACGCUUGGCAAAUACCAAGGGUGAAAUAAGAGUUGGAGUAAGCCAUCAGGUAAUUGAAUCAAAACAAGCUUCUCUUUUUUAAUCAUUUACAUCUUAGUGGAGGUGUGUGUGGCCGAGUGGUUAACACCUCGAACUCCGGAUCUGGAGGUCCAGGGUUGAAACCUCGCCCGUUGCAUUGUUUUGUUAGACAAGGAACUUUACCCCACUUUGUCUCUCUUCACCCAGGUGUAUUUAUAAAUGGGUACGGGCGACAUACUGCUGGGAGGUAACCCUGCUAUGGACUAGCAUCCUGUCCAGGGGGGAGUAGCAGUACUCCUAGGUGCUUCGUGCUAAUGAAACCGGGAUAAGCUCCGGCCGUUUGGGCCUUUGGCUCGUGUAUGCCUUUACCUUACCUUUUACAUCUUUUAAACUGUUUUGAAUUAUCACGCCAUGGGAUGUCUUCCACAGACUUAAAAGUUAAAACCAUCUUACAACACUCAUCAUUCACUCUGUUAGAAAAAGGGUUAAUGUUUCACUAAAAUUGUUUCGUCAUUUUGCAGGCUUCACUACCAGAAUGUUGUCCAUAUCCUAUAAAUGGAGCAGCAGAAGAAGAACCUAAAGAGGAACUGGUAAGAAAGCAUAGGCAGACCUUCCAACACUCAGGGUUUUGGGGAGUAAACUCAUGGUCUCACAAUUAAGCCUCCAGAUUGUCCUAAGCCAUUCCCUUUGGAGGGGGAGGUUUGUUGAAAUUCAGGUGGGUGGGGGUAUAGUGAAAAGGAGAGAGUCUCCAUUUUUUAGAUCUCAGAAGAUCUUAAAGUUGCCAGACAAUUCUGGUAGGAAUUGCAUAAUUUUUAAGAAACCUUCGUGAUAACAGAUGAAUAAUAAUGUGUCAAUCUAACUAUGGGGAGAAUCUGAGUCCAAUUCCAACUUGAUUCCCAUAAAACAUAGUUUUGCUAAGGUCCAUAGGAAAUCCUUAUAGCAUACUCACCAGGCUACUCACGUUCCUAUUGGCCUGGAUAGUGAAACAGAAUCUUCUCAUCACAAAAGAGCAACAAGAGAGUACUACAGAGACCACUAACAGGGUAAAGAAUGGCAUGGCAAAAAUAUUAUGACUUUUUGGUUUAUUUGACAAAUGUUUUGGAAAUCUCCAGUUCUGAGGUCUCAAUCUCCAUGUUUUUGGUAUAUUUGCACGGUUUAAGUGUUGGAAGAUAUACAUAACCAUAACCAAACAAAUGAUAUUAAGGCAUGUUGGAGGAUAUUAUAUUUUAAUGCCAGACAAUAGAACUAUGCAAUUGAAUCAGUGACUGUAUACAACAACAAAAUUUCUUGUCUGGAGAUAAUUUUGUUCUGUUUUUCUUCCUUAUUAUUAUUAUUAUUAUUAUUAUUAUUAUUAUUAUUAUUAUUAUUAUUAUUAUUAAACUAUCAAUUAUUUGACUUAUUUGUUAUUAUUAUUAUUUAUUUUGUCAGGUUUGGAAUCCAUGCUUAGAAGACUAUGAACUGAUGAUGUACUUGCGUGCAGCUAGGUGAGUUAAAUAAUAUUAUAUAUGUUUUUGUUUUUUCUCUUGUUUUAAGCUUCAUGUCUGUUAUAUAAAAAACAAUGUAGAAUUUAAUAGUUUUAUGAAUUUGUCCAUUUGUAGGAGCAUGGCACAGUAUGCCGGCAUGUGUAAUGGUGGAUCGCCAGAAGAUGGCUACAGAGCGGUUUCCCAAGAUGCAACCACAAGUAAUGCAAUAUAUGUGGUAAGUAAAAACUUAUCCCUGCCAGAAAGGGGAAAAAUGCUUACGUGGUUAGAUCUUAGUGCUUUAGAGGUGAUUAGAAAAUAUGACCAUGGGCCAUUAAGUUUAAAAUGGUUGGACAUGAAAGGGUUUUUUUAGUCAAGAAAGAUGGCCAUGAAAAGAGCAACUGAUAAUUUUUGUAUUUUUUUCCUUCUCAGCUUCAUCAGAACAAUUAUGAUGCAGCCAAGGCUCUGCAAGCUCUGGUUAAGAAACCCUAUCCUAAAGAACUUGACAAGAAAUGGUCUGAUGAUGAAAUGGUAAUGUGAACAGUCUGUCUUAUUUUUUUUUCUUAUUGUACAUUGUACUCACAGUCUGUACACUCAUUUGCUAAGAGCGUACAGUUAAUAUUGAAAAUCAGUGCAACCUACAGAUUAGUCAGUUAGAUGAAUCUGUUAGCAGAUAACUGACUAAUCUGUAGGUUAUGUGCACAAUGCCUAAUUUCCUAGAGCAACAGUGUGUUUGUUGCUGUUAAAACAAUUUAUUUUUUUAUUUGGGUUUUAUGAUAACUGCGAUAAUCAAGGUCGAGGUUAGUGGUAUUAGCCACUUGACUCCUCAUCCAAUAUUUUUUAUUGUUAUAGCACAGUUACAGACAGAAAGAUUAUGCAAGGAAUACCUUUAGGAUGUAGAUAUGGGUGUGGCUCCAACACUUCUGGCCCCAGUUGUUCAAAAGAAGGAUAGUGUUAUCGGCCGGAUAAAUUGCUCUCCAGUGAGCAAGUAUUAGGACAGCCAAUUGCGUUAUCCGAUGGAUAGUACUAGUCACCUUUUGAUUGGGGCCUGCUCUUUUCUGUAUGAUUCAGCCCAAGAAUAGAAUUGGAUUAAGAGAUUCAAACACUUUAAUUUAGAUUGGCUCACUCGUGUUUGCUGCAGUAUUCUUGUGUAGCAUUUACUAUGACAGGGUUGUCUCUUAAUAAUAAUAAUUCUUUCUAUUUUUUGUCCUUUAGAAAAAAUUUGUCAAGGGACUUAGACAGUACGGAAAGAAUUUUUACAAAAUAAAGAAGGAACUUCUUCCUCACAAAGAAACGGUAAAAAUACAACUUGUUAUAUUUUCCUUUUCUGUUGAAGCAUAGAUUGAAGUGCUUAGUUUUGCUUAGACGUAAUAGAGCGACAUCAUGGACGUUUUACUUUUUGUUUAAGUUAUAAUAAUGUUUGUGAUAAUGUUUUUUUUAAAAUUCUCUUUCCUGUUUAUAGGGAGACCUAGUAGAAUAUUACUACAUCUGGAAAAAGACGCCCACGGCUCUAAGUUCUCGACCACACAGACGCCGUAGACACAAUGUUCUGCGACGCAAAGCGCUCCCCAGGUCGUCCAAGAACAUUGUUAGUGAGUUCGGUAAGUGGGAAUAUUACUCUAUCUUUUCUUUGUUUUCUCGGACCACCUGCAGCAACCAUGAAUAAGUGUCACAGGAAGAUGCAAAUUAUAGUUCCUUUUUUUUUUGUUAAUUGUUUCCUUUCGAAGCGGGUGGAUUCAGGGUGAGACGAAGAUGAGGUUUUGCGUCAGUUAAUCUUUAUUCCCUAGACGGGCUAUAUCGGUUUUUUUUUCAAAACUGAAACUUGUCUUCGCAAAAAUUCCGGGGGGCGGGGUACUUUCUUAUAAGAGGCUUAUGGGGAUGUGCCGCUGGAUGAGGUCACAUUUUCACGAAAAAUACAAAAAAUCGUCCUGUGUAACAUCGCCUUUAAUUCUGCUUUCACAGAGCUACCAACGAACUAUGGAUUUUUUUUGUCGUCAGUUUGCGUUAAGACCACUGUAGACCUGCAAAAUGCUCUCCUAGCUUCAGGCGCGCCGUGGAUUGUGCAUUAACUUAUACAAGCUUUUUUUUGCAGUUGAUCUAAGCUCUUGCAGUGAAGAUGAUUACGACAGUGACGAUAGCGAGCGAGAUUUGAGGUUGGUUUCUUUCAUGUUUUCUUGGGGGGUUGGGGGUGAGGGUGAUUUUGCGCGUUGCAGAAUUAUCGACGUUCUGUUGUGAGAAGUCCGCUAAUUUCAACGUUUCGUUUUCUUCAGGUUGUACUGUUGCCGCCAUUGUUAUUCCACUGACUCUCGCAGCUGGCAUCACGGAAGCCAAAACAAAGUUAUUUUAUGCGAUGACUGUCGGAUUUAUUACAAGAAAUAUGGCAAACUGCCGGCGACAGACGAGUCUCGCGAACCUCCUCCCUACAUGUUUAAGGUUGUGGUUGAGAGUCAGCUCAGAGACGAAGAAGGGUACUUAGUGAAUGGAAAGCUUGCCUUGCGAAGCCGAAGGGCUAUUCCUCCAGUCCAAACUACGUUACGAUCGGGAAGAAACAAAACUGCUAGCCCAGUCGAAGGUAUUUCAGUUUGCCUGUUUCAAACGCAGACCUACUUAAAUUUUGUUUUUCACUACAGCACUUAAACUAAACAGUUUAACGAUCUUCAGUGUAAGCAAGUAAUAACAUUAGGAACUCAUAUUAGGUUUACCUAGAAAAUGAAAAAAAAAGGUCGACAAAUUGUUCUUUUUCGAAGUAAAUUAGGCUUUGGUGAAUAAAUAUUCUUCCUCUUUACAGAAUUUUCAGAAUCUUUAAUUAAAGCAAUUUCUUUUUAGGCGCGACGAGUGAAUCUUCGGGAAGCAACCGAAGAUUGGCGAAGAUUAACAAGGCUCCAUCGCCGUCAAGUGGGAGUUCCUCGAGUACUGGAAGCAGUGAAGGGAAGGAAAAAUUGAAAAAGGUAUCAUGUUAGAAUGCUUCAAAACUAAAUCUCAAUCAGAAAUUGUCUUGGAGGGUUAUUGUGCUUACCCUGACUAAAUUGAAAGUUCUUAGUUGACAACGUGAAAGUUCAAACGCACGGGUAAAGCGUGUUAACCAAUCAAAUUAAACCAUACCUCGUAGCCAAUAAGAAAUAGUCAGGACGAAGAUGCAAAAGCGCGCAAAUUACCUAAAGCGCGGGAAAAAAUAUCAAAGGCCACUCUUGACUCUUGUCAUGUUCAUUUUGCCCUUAGGAGGGCUGAGUGAGGAGACAUUAAGAGUAGGUACUUUUAAAUUAAGACAUCAUAAAUCUCGAUACUAAUCGAGGCCUGUUUUACUAGGGCAAGUUGAAGAAAGGAAAGAAGCGCCGACGUGAUCAGUCGCUGGAGAAUCAAACGGGAGAUAAGCGUAAGAAAACACGAUCUCAGGAUUCUGACGAGGAUGCCAAUGAUAAUGCUAGUGACACAAGUAGCACCACCGGGGGUAGGGACAGUGUGGUUCCUGAUCACGACGCCAGUAGUGUGUGUAGUAAUAGUAGCAACAAUAAUGACGACGCAGCUAGUAACCGCUCCUGUUCACCGGCCGGGAAUAGACUCGAGGCGCCUGGGCCCGUGGUACUUCCAAAUAACUUCAAACGUGUGAUUUGUGGCGAAGAGGGCCGAAGCUGUGUUCGCACUGAUGUCAUCUUCGUUCAUCCCCGACCCGAGAAGCCGAAGAAGGAGCCGACGUGUUCUCGGGAAACGUCCGUUUCCAAGGAGUCACCCUCAAAGGCUGAGGUAUGUAAAUUCGGGCUUGUUAGUAUACUUUCUUGAGGAAACUAGCCUUCAAUGUGGAUAUCCUUAUGGCUCGUCACGCAAUUUUCCCGAGUUACUGCGUGACGAGCCAGAAGUACGUCUUCUUGGGAGUUUGGGAGGAGACAUUUCUCGAAUAUUGCUGCUUAAGGCCUUCAAUAGAAAUCUGACCACAGGAUGAUAGUGGAACCCCAACUUUUCGAACCUCCUGGCAAAGUGUAGUUCCCUAGAUAGCCAUUCUUUGUGCUUUCACGUAAUGCUCCUCUGCUUUGUGUCACGACACAAAGAACUGCUUCGUAAACUACGAUUUUACAGUAUUGUGUGAAAAAGACAGUACUGCUCAGUAACUGUAACAAACAACAGUAACAAUAGUUUUCAAUAACUUUCUUGGUUUUCUUAUUGUACAGUAUAUGAACCUCUUCUAUCUUUAUCUCUGGGGCAAUGGUCAAAUUAAAUCAAAACAUGAUCUCGAACUUAUUCACUAAAGACGCUUGUUUUCUCAUUUCGUAGGGUAACGAGUCUUCGUCAUCGGAUGCUAAAAUACGCUCCAGUACAAGCCAAUCACCGUCCCACACUCCAGCUACGAUUACAUCGCAUUACGAGUCAUUACGUAACAUGAUGGCAGGAGGUCAAUACCAUUUGUACCCGCCCAAUGUCCCACCGGGUUUGUCACCCCAAGGAAUUCCGAUUCCCGCAUUUUCGCAUCAAGGUGUCGGGAUGGAUUACAGGAUGCUUCCAUUUUCGAUGUUCCCUGGGGGAGGAGUCAUCCCCGGUGGGGAAUCAUCGCGGGAAAAUGCCGCAAAAUAUGCGGAAGGAUUCGAGCAGUGGUAUGCGCCGUACCGCUUGGCUCAAAUGCAGUCGGCUGGCCAUCAUAUACCCGCGAUUUCUUAUCUUCAGGGACAGGGACGAGCGCUUGAAGACUCGAGAGCCCAGGCGCAUGAGGCCCUCCUGAAAGGGGGCUCAGGACGCGUUCUAGCUACUGAUCCUGUGACAGGACUUCAAUAUUAUGGACCUCAACAGCACUCGCAUUCUCAUCUUCACACUCAUUUUCACAUUCACCCUGAGCAACAACACCUUCAAAACCUACAGGCUGCUGCUAACAUGUCAGCCAUUGACCAAGCGUAUCUUCAACAUCCGGGACUCAGCACAUGGAGAAAUCAUCCAUCUCUAUGGCAACACCCAGAACUAUUACAUCUCCAUGGUAACGGCGCGCGCGGCAUUUUUCCCGAGGAACUUGCCCAUCUCCCGGUUCACGGGCUCGGGUCAACGCCUCUAGACCGGCAAUUACAACAGCAGCUCAUAAUGAGUCAACAAAGCAAAUACUAUCCUCAACACAUGUUAGCCCACGAAGAGUUUAUGCGGUGUUGGAGACAUAACCGAGCGCAACAAAGACUAGAAAGCGAGAAACUUAACGAUCAUUUGAUGUCGAACUUGUUCAGGAAAGAACACAGAAACCUCCAAAGUCCAUCCCAGCUUGACAAUGUUGUUAAAAAGAGCAUGGACAGUAGCGGAGUUUACUCUUCACCGUCGAAGAAACCGCCAGUGACAAUAGACUUAUCAGAUGAUUAAGAGACUAGCUCGUUGUUCUAUUCUAGAAAACAGAGACCUUUGAAUUCUAAGACGAGGACAACUACGAGUAAGAGAUUUUCUUAAUACUAAUUACUGAGCGCGUGAACCAGAGAACGUGAUAGCCGUUGUCAUUCUAUAAUGGAACCUCGAUAUAACGAAGUGCCAAGGGACUCGCAAAAUUUUGUUCGCAUAACUAGGUUUUUUCAUUAUGUUGUACUUUUUCUGGGGUACAGAAAAUCGUUCGUUUUACCGAGGACUUCGUUAUAUAGAGGUUGGUAAUAUCGAGGUUCCUCUAUACUACGACGUUUUAGCAAGAAUGUCGUAGUAGCGGAAACAAAUUAAAAAGUGUUAAAAGGUUUAUCAUUUUGCGAUCGGGACAGGGCUUAGACAGCAGUGCUUACAUUUCUGGUGAAAAAAAGGAAAAAUGAAGCUCUCCAGAGUGUCUAUUUUUUGAGAAAAGACCUUUAACUAAAUCUCGAACUCGUAGUCGUUCUUGUCCUAAAAUCUAAAGGUCUCUUAACGUUCUUCCGUUUAGUUUAAAUUUCAGACUUAAUGAUCCUCUAAAGUAUAAAUUAAAAAGUAACUUAAAAUUCGUACUUUUGAUAUUUUGUUCGUAUCGAUUUAUUGCGUGCCUCGGUUUUCGUCGUUUUUGUGAAAUGGCGAAAAACGUUGAGUAUAUAUUUAAGAUUUAUUCCAGUAUUGACCCAAUUAAGAGGGAAAAUAAACUAUAAAGUUAUUUAAUCGUUAUAAAAUAUAAUUAUAAGUAAGUGGGAAUUUUGGAAAAUAAUGGGUGAUUUUGAUAGUAUUUUUGGUUAUUGAUAUAGCUAGAGAUCAUUUUUCAUUUGACAUUUUUUUAUGAGGACGAACGGAAAAUUUAGAGUGACGAUAAAAUGAUUGUACGUUGUUUCUAUGCGAACUUUGAAUUUAAUAGCACAACUAAAACAGAAAAGCCUGCGUUAACAAAGCACUAAAAUGUCUAUUUUAUUUAAUGCAUUCUGUUUUGUAGAAUUUGGGUAUAUGUUUUUCAUCCCCUAAUGUUAUAACGUAGUCAUCUCGAAAUAUUGCCAUUAGUCAAAGAGCCCUAUAAUUACUGUUAUAACCGAAGUUAUACCGACAGAUCCUUUUUGGUAUGCAUGAUUUCAAAGUUUCAAACCAUUAAAAUUUGUAGGCUUUCAACAAGAAAUCUACUAGCAGUUUUCUUUCAGAUGACAAAAUUCAGAGUUUCACCCAUUGUGGAAGAAUGUAAGCUAAUAGAUGACAUAUAGCACCAUUCUUAGUUCAUUCUGUUGUACAUAAGACUUCUUCGAUUCAUUAUUCUGAAAAUGGACUCCAGUAAUUCGCCAUGACGCUAUCGAUUCUCCCAUUUGGAGAAGUCCUCUUGUAGAAAACAUCGAGGAGAAUUGACUUUUUCACAUAAAGGUUUGUAGAGUUGCCAAGAUUCUAGUAGACUGAUUUUCCAUAUCUAUUGCAAGUACAAUAGUCAUUCUUUCUACUUCUAAUUAGUCCUAACAAGCAACAUUGGAAAAGUUAUUUGUAAAUAUAUUCUAUUUAUAACGUUCUUAUGAGAAAGAGG